CUUGACUCCAUGUAAACAAACCACCGAAAGAGAGGAAGCACAGCAAGACAGCCACCACCCUCACACCUUCCACACCACCUUCUUCUUGCGCCGCUUCUUCUUCUUCUUCUUCUUCGAGAGAGAGCUUCAUGUCGCCCACACGCAUCAUCAUCAUCAUCUGAGAUGGCAAGAGGAGAAGGAGAUGCGGCCAGCGGUGGAGCAGCCUCAUCGUCAAAGAAACAUGGCUCCAACAACACCAACACAGGUGCCAACACAGGUGCCAACACAGGUGCCAACACAGGUGCCAACACAGGUGCCAACACAGGUGCCGCCACAACCACCACCACCGGCAACAGCACCGGCAACAGCAGCACCACCGCCACCACAACCACAACCAAAGCAGGAGGUGGCGGCAAGAAGAAGCGAACGAGCAACGCCAAGGGAAAAGCCAAGGCAAAGGGCAAGGCGAAUAAGUUGACAGCCAACCUUGCCAACACCAACUACGACAUGGUCCGGCAAGUGUGCCGUGAACUGGGCUUCAAGAUCAAGACGUCCCCGACCACGAUGGACUGCAACCUGCUGUGGUUUGACUGCUGUCCACCGGGCGAGGUGUUCACCAAGCUGCUUCCUUAUCAGCGCAUGAACCACUUCCCAGGCACGGGCCAGAUCACGCGCAAGGACAACCUGGCACGAAACCUCAACCGCCUCCUGCGCGUGUGCAAUGGCAACGUGCUCGACAUCUUCCCGCGCUCCUGGGUCCUGCCGGCCGAUCUGCAGCACUUCCGCAAGUACGUCGACGACUGUAAGAAGGCAAAGGCAAAGAAGAAGCCCACCUUCAUCUACAAACCCAUCAACGGCGCUCGCGGCAUUGGCAUUGCAGUCACGCAGAACCCGUCACAGAUCCCCACGCAGGACUCCCUGCUCGUGCAGGAGUACCUCCCAAAGCCGUUCUUGGUGGACGGGUACAAGUUUGACCUGCGCCUGUAUGUGCUGCUGACAUCGUGCGACCCGCUGCGCGUGUAUCUCUUCAAGGACGGGCUCGUGCGCCUCUCCACCACCCCGUACAAGGCGCCCACGAAGAAGAACGUGGCCGACGUCACCAUGCACCUCACAAACUACUCGCUCAACAAGGGCGCAGAGAACUUCCAGCAGACCGACGACGACGACACGGGCAGCAAGCGCACAUACCAGUGGCUGCUCAAGCACCUUGCGGAUGAGCACGGUGUCGACACAGACCGGCUGCAGAAGCGCAUCGCAGACGUCAUCAUCAAGACGGUCAUUGUGGCGCUGCCGUUUGUGCGCCAGGGAUAUGCGGCGUGCCAGCUGCACCGCGGGCGCAACAGGGGCGGCCGCGCACCCCCGCGCCAGAGCAUGUGCUUCGAGGUGCUCGGGUUUGACGUGCUGCUCACAUCGAAGCUCAAGCCGUACAUUAUCGAGGUCAACCGCGCGCCAAGCUUCACGUGCGACUCGCAGCUCGACGCCCGCAUCAAACACGGCGUGCUGCAGUCCGCGCUGCGCAUGAUGCACAUUCGUCCGCAGGAGCGCAAGGCGUGGCAGGCAGAGGCAAAGGCAUCGGCACUCAGGCGCUUGCACAAGCAAACACCAUCAAGCACGUCCACCACCACCAGCGGCACCAGCGGCAGCAAGAACAGCAACAGCAACAACAACAGCAACAGCAACAAGAGCAUCAGCAACGGCAAUCGUGCUGGAAAUGCACGCGCCACAGCAUCUUCUUCGAAAGCGAAAGCAGCGCCAAACGGUGAUGGCGUUGCUGCAGCUGCGAUUGCGAGGGCAAACCGACUUCUGCACUGUGACGAUGGGAGCGGCGAAGUGAGCGAAGCAGAGCCACUACCGCGCCGCCGCGGCCACCACUGGUACUCGCACACGCACACACGCAUGCACGCAACGAAAUGCCGCGGAUCCGCGGCAGCGGCAGCGGCAGCGGCAGCAGCAACCGGCAGGGGAAGAGGAGGCGGUGGCAGUGAUGCUGACGCUGACAACGACGACACUGAUGAUGUUCACAAAGGGGAGGAAAAGCAGCGAGUAGGUGAUGGUCGAGACGACCACAAUAGCACCGCCGAAACCAAAGAUGAUCGUGAUGAUGAUGAUGAUGACGACGACGACGAUGAGGAUGAGGAUGAUAAUGAGAACGAGAAUGAUGAGGAUGAGGAUGAGGAGGAUGAUGACGACACCAAUGAUGAUAACUGUGAUGAUGAUGGCGUAAGCGUUGAUGGCGAUGGUGGCAGUAUGCAGGAUCGGGAGGCGCAGAAGCAGAUGGCGUACGAGGACGAGCACAGCGGUGACUACCAUCGCAUCUUCCCGCCAGAGAACGAAGGGCUGUUGCUGCAGUAUGAGGCCCUCAUGUCCAAGGCCCUUGGUGUGGUGCAGACGUCCGUGGGUACGCGCGUGCGCCAAUCGAACCAUCAGCUGCCCACGUCAUCGUCGUCAUCAUCAUCGUCAUUAUCCACACGACAGCGCUCCACGGGCACCACAGCCGGCGUUGGUGCCUCUGCGUCGUCAACAUCAGCGGCAAUGGUGUCUGCUUCAUCCUCUGCAAGGUCGCUACGCACACGUGCGCCCACGUUGCCUGCAGGCACCACCGCGUCUGAUGGCGGCAGCCUUGUGACGUCGCGAUCGGCUUCGUCGCUGGCGUCCUUGCGUCGUCACCCGCGUGUGCCCGCGCAGCGUGGUUUAUCGCUUGGCCGGGCAGAGGAGCAGCGCAAACGCGACCAGGGCCUGGUGCUCUUCCUGCACCACCUGCUGCUGAACGGCGCAGCCACCAUUGGCAUUGACGAGUUUGAUGAGGAGGUGGUGGAGCACGCGACUGACAUUGAGGAAACGUUUGUGCAGCACCGGGCGCGCAUUGCAAAGUACUGGCUGCGCACGCUGUCGCCUGCAGAUCGCCACCGCAUCCUGGUGUCGUGCCGGCAACGCGUCAUGAGCACGGCAGCGUCGCUCCUCGCCUCCACAGCACCGGCAUCGACAGCCAUGGACCGUGCCGGUAGUGGUGGUAGUGGCGGUGGUGGCGGUGGACACAGAAAGGGCCUUAGUCCGCGGGCGGCACGUGUGGUUGCGCGCGUGUUUGACCGGCUGUCGUUCAGCCACGGCCAAGGGCUGUGGAACUGCUUCACGCUGCCCAGCUCGUCCUGGCAGGCGAUUGAGCCGCUGAUGGCAAUUGUGAGUCCAACCGAGGAAGAGAAACACCUGUGCUCGCGGCUGGUGUUUCUGACCAAGCACUUGCUGCUGUGUUUGUAUGCGAAGCAUGACAUUAAUGAGGCUGCGCGUUGGUGUGAUUCCACACCUGUGGACGACGCAGCAGUGGACGCACAAGGCGCAGACGGGCCACAGCACCACCACCACAACCAACACCACCACAACCAACACCAACAACAAGAACACCACCAACAGCAGCAGCAGCAGCGACAGCAACAACAACAACAUGUGCCUGCAGUUGGCUCGCCCGUUCCUUGCCGCUAUCGCUCCAUGACGACGACGACGACGACGACAAGCACGCCAGCAGCAAAGGAAGCACCCGCCACUGGCGUCUCUGCAGCGCGUGGGCUGACACGGCGCAUGAUGGCGCUGCCGUAUCAGCACCACCAGGAGAACGCUCGCCACACCCCGCGCAACCACCAUCAGCAGCAGCAGCAGCAGCGACCACAGGCGCCCCCGCUUGCGUCGCCUUUGCUUCGUCGUGCGGCGUCCACCUGUGUCGCCGUCUGGAGCCUUUCCUUUUUUUUUUUUCUUUGGUGCUUUUGA
Molecule: messenger RNA, 3738 nt
Organism: Salpingoeca rosetta
Lineage: Eukaryota; Choanoflagellata; Craspedida; Salpingoecidae
Product: polyglutamylase
Exons: 2
Coding region: 163-3738 (1191 amino acids)
Biological process (GO): protein polyglutamylation; microtubule cytoskeleton organization
Cellular component (GO): cilium
Molecular function (GO): tubulin-glutamic acid ligase activity; tubulin binding
Source: RefSeq, a predicted model, not a curated record